GUCUCUACAGAAAAUACUUUGAUCUUUGAUUUUUACAUGAGUUGAGAUUGUGCUGUUUUGAAAUUUGGGAAGAUAUUAUAGUAUCUAGACGACGAUAAGCGUAAUCUGUACUUACUACUUAGAAUUCUAUACUAUUCAAGGAAAAAAGAACACACGAUACCACAGGCAUCUGCACCACUCCCUCGCGCCGAUUUCAGCGAUUCGGUAACCAUGGGAUUUAUCCAGCAUACCGAAAAGAAACUGUUCGGAUGGUGGAAAGCGAUUGAUAAAACCCGUCCUGGCUCUCUCCAAGAUAUCCAUCUAGUGAGAACUGCAUCGCAAGCAUCGAUCACGCUUUCGGUCUACAAAGAACGCCGACGUUUGGCAAAGGAAGCCGAGGAGCAAGAGCAGCAGUAGAGGAAAACUCACUCCAAGAAGACUUGUAAUUUGGUUGGGGAUGUCUUCGAUAAGUCGAUUAGUUUGAAAAAUUCUCAUGAGAUUGCUCAAGAGGCAAAGGAGGGAAAGCAUUUUAUGGAUAUCGAGCCUUUGAAUCGUGAAGUCGAAGACGGAUGUCUGAACGCGGAUGAUUGGGGCUGGAGUGAAGUAGAAUGGGAUGAGGAAAAAUGGGACGAGGUGAAAUGGGAUGAAGAAGAAUUGGACGGAGAGAAAUAGAGGGAGGAGAAGGAUAGUUGCGUCGAACAUGUUGAGCAUGUCGAGCAUGCUGAAGAUCCAUAGUAGUAUUUAGUACCAGAGUUGAGUUGGAGGGAAAAUUACAAUAGGCAUUUGAAUAAUGGGAAGUGUUAGGGAACUUGGAAGAUAGCAAAUGGAAAGAAAGGUCGAGGGAGUGUAGAUGGACGUUGUCAGAGUCGAUCAAUUCGAGAUAUCCAGAAUAGAUCACAUAGUCUGAAUUUAGUCUUGAUAAACACAAAAUUUAUAAAAUGACA
Messenger RNA from Botrytis cinerea B05.10, 923 nucleotides. RefSeq lists its product as hypothetical. The record is from RefSeq and is a predicted model, not a curated record. The coding region runs from base 211 to 396 and encodes 61 amino acids. Lineage: Eukaryota; Fungi; Ascomycota; Leotiomycetes; Helotiales; Sclerotiniaceae. The transcript has 2 exons.